CUUGGAGCGAACGACAAGAAAACGACGCCCAAGUAAGUGAAAAAAAAAAACAAAACAACAACAACAACAAAUUUUUUUGACAGUUCAUGUCGAAGUUAUUCAAAAGAAAAAAGAAACCGUAUAAUUUGAGAAGCCAGAAGCAAUUGUACGGAAGCAGUACGCCCAAGUCGAAGGUUGACGCCUGUGUGGAAUGCGAUUUGCCCUUCGACGAAAGUGAAAUAGCCCCCGAGUUACGACGCGAACGAAGCCCCAGAAAAGGAGAAAGUUCCGGAUUACCAGAAGCCCGCCCAGAUAAAGCUGAUAGAGUAAAUGAGACGAAUUUGGAACCCAUUGAUAUCAGCGUCGAGCCCAGCCACAGAGAAAGUACCAGUCCAAGCGAACCACCCCCAGAUCUCGAGAAAACCCAUUGUUCGCGAGAGGAAGUUUGCGUUGAAAUAGAAAAACAGGAUAGCACUGAUCCUGACGAAUUUUGUACAAAAGAACAUUUAGAAAAAGGCAGAGAAAAAGAGAGAGCAAAGGAAGACAUUACGAAAGAAAACAACCUCACAGCAGGUGGCCAACAGGUACCAGUUAUUAAUUCACCUGCUGAUAUCUACAAACACUUUCCCAUAAGGUUAAACUACGAGGAAAGCCUAGAAGAGGAUCCUAACGAAUCAAAUUUGGAUUCUAGCGAUAACAGCGACUCUGAAGACUAUUUUAGUCAUAGUGGUGAAAGAGAAUCACCCCUAUUUACAACAGACAAAGAAAAACUACAUACUCGUGAAACUCUAGCAACAGGUACCAUGCAAGCCGAAGUGUUAGAGCAAUUACAGGAGCAAGUUGACUUUUUACAACAAGAACUAAGGAGUCAACAGCAAAACCAUCGGGAAUUUCGCCAGAGAACUAUCAAUGCUAUGGAACAAGCUCCAAUUCCGGACACAUCUAGUUCACAAAGGCCCGCUCCAUUUCACGGCUUCGAUUCCGAAGAUAUUAACCGAUGGCUUGACAAAGUGGAGCAUUAUUUAAAUUUACGCCGAAUACGUACAGACAGUCCCACCGCACUCGCAGAACUGAUAUUAAACCUCGCAGGACCCGCAGAGGAUUUCUAUUAUUCCUUGGAUGAGGGCAGAAAGGAUACAUUCAUAGCAUUGCGGGAAGCUUUGAGGGAGAGGUUCGCGAACGAAAAUCAAAAUUGGAUCAUCUGGCAAGCAAUUACGACCCGUCAACAGGGACCUGUUGAGUCUAUCGACACCUACCUGAAUGAUUUGACCAGCAAGUUUCGCAGAAUAAAGAUCUCGGACGAAGACAAGAUGAGAUAUUUUGUACAAGGUUUAAGAGCUGAUUUACGAGAGACUGUUCUACUAAAGCAACCUAAGAGUUUUCAAGAAGCUGAGGAGAUGGCUCGUCUCGCUGCCGCAGUGAAAACAACUAUGAACAAUUCCAAUCAAACCAUGGCCGCCCAGUUAAGUAACUUGACAAAAACGCUCAAUACCAUGGCAGCAGGUACCAGUAACACAAUAAAUAAUCAACAACAAGCCAUGCAAGUGCAAAUUGAAACAUUGGCAAAGAAAAUUGAUAGCCUGUUGCCGAUACAAGCCAAACCAGACAAGGUUGCGGCAUAUUCAGAACCUGGAAAAGAUGAGCAGAUCAUGAGACUUCAGAGACUUAUUCAGGAACUGACUAAUGAAAUGCGAAGUUUAGACCGACGUGUGGAUGCACGAAUUAAUGGAAUUGUUCAACGUGGAAGAGAUGUUAGAGCCAAUCCACAGAGAUCAAGGGAUGGAAGGCCUUUCUGUUUUUAUUGUGGAGAAACUGGUCACAUUCAAAUUAGUUGUCCACAACGCCAUUCACGCGAGCGAGGACCAGUACCCAGGUACGCACUGCCACCGCCAGGGAACACUGAACGAAAUGUACCCAGGUACGCACUACCACCGCCAGGGAACUUUGAACGAAAUCGUAAUCCGCCGAGCUUCCAGCCACGUCAGAGAGCCUCAGGCCCUGGUCGCCAAGAUCGACUAGCUGUUUUGAACGAUGAUUAUUAUGACCUACCAGAAGAUUAUAUGGCACUAAUGGGAUAUUAUGAUAUUACUGGAGUCGACUACGAUGACUACCCUGGCGAAUGGGACGACUAUUAUGAAUAUAAACCAGAAGAAGAAUAUCAUGGCCUAGCGGAAGAAUGGAACAAAGCUUACCCAAAGAAAGGAAGUUAUCAGCCACUCACUGACAACUUAUGCCCUGAGGCAAUUCCCGUCAAUGAGAUUGGAACGGUGGAACAGCUGACAUCUAAUCCAGAAACUUUAAAACAAACUAGUGAGGAACAAACCACAGAGGGAGAGGAAUUUACUGAUGAUUCCGAUGAAUUAACCAAUGUCACUUCUACGCCACAAGCUACACCUGCUGACAAACAGGAUUCCUCUCUAUGUGCUACUUUGGGAAUGGACACCGUUGAGGACCAAUUUGCAGAUGCUGAUGAGACUGAAGAAGUGGUAAACAAUGACCAGCCCGUGCAAUCAGCAGUGGGUAAAACCUUCCCGCAAAAACGAGAAACCACUGACCAAUACCAGGAACCAGCCGUUAUAGACGCUGUACCUACUAAAGAUAUUGGAGAUACUCGUUUGCUACCACCAACAGCCACUCCGAGCGCCUUCAGCGAUGCAGAUGACGCCCGAGACGACCUAAAAGCAGUAUUAAAAGCAGAGCCCACCCAGUUAAACGAUGGUGCUGCCUACACAAGUCCUGUCAGUGAAACCUCAAGAGAAACUGCAGAUAUACUCAAAGUGGGAUCAGAGACAGUGGCCACAGAGAAGCCAGCUUAUCCUGUAGAUUCUACCACCGAAGAAACCACCUCGAGUGCAAUAGAGAAGGAGAAAGUAGCAUCACCAACCAGUGAACCUAUAGUUCAAAAUCCUGGAAGCAAACAGAAAUCAGCCAGAACCAAACAUGUAGCUUCUACUUCUGCAAAAGGGCCACAACCCGACCUUACAGUGGAAGUACAGAUAAAUGGAAAAACCACUAGAUGUCUCGUGGACACAGGAGCUGCUGUUUCUGUUUUGGAUGCAGACCACAUGUUGGAAUUGUAUGAUGGUCACCCUCCACCUUUAAAACCAAGUGAGUCAAGGUUGUUAAAGACAGUUAGUGGAGAGAAUUUGCCUGUGCGUGGAAUAUUAUGUACAUCCAUCAGCAUCGCAGGUGGUAACUACCCUUGUGAGUUCAAGGUUCUAGAAGGCGUCACGUAUAAGGGUGUCUUAGGAAGAGACUUCCUACGGGCUACUCGUGCCAACAUCAGCUUUGACAAAUACACUCUGCAGCUGAAAGAUACAGCACCUGUUACUUUUUCAGAGGACCUUCUGGUACUGAUUGCCCCAGUGACUUACGUCGUACCACCACGAAGUGAAACGGUGAUUCCAGCCAAAAUUAAAGGAGACGUUCCACCAGGAGCUAUUGGUUUGAUUGAAUCUGUACCACGCUUAGCUGAACGCUAUCACCUACAAGGAGCAGCUGCCUUAGUAAAAGUGGCCGAAGGAGAAACAGUGCCCUUUCGCCUGAUCAACCCAACGAGUAAGCCAAUCACCCUAUACAAAGGAGCUAGUCUGGGGACAUUUUCCGAAGCUAGUGGUGAUCCUGACUUCUGUCCUGUCGGAGAUAACAGUCCUAUGCAGCCUCCACGACAGGAACAAGACGAAGUGCCAGUUGACCUACAAAGUUCAUCAUUGACCCAAGAACAACAAGAGCGCUUAAAGGCCCUGCUGAACGAAUACAGAGAUAUUUUCGCCGUCACACCGGAGGAACUUGGUCGCACCAACCUAGUACAGCACCAUAUUGAUACCGGAGACCAUCGACCGUUACGUUCGCGUCCUUACCGCGUUCCGCAUACACAGAAGGAAACUAUAGAGAGCCACAUUAAUGAUAUGCUGAGCCGUGACGUCAUACAGCCUUCAGCUUCGCCCUGGGCCAGUCCAGUGGUCUUGGUUCCGAAGCCCGAUGGCUCUUCACGAUUUUGCUGUGACUUCAGAAAUCUGAACAAGAUUACAAAGAAAGAUUCUUACCCCCUGCCUUUGAUAUCCGAGAGCCUAGAAGCGUUGGGAGGAGCGAAGUUUUUCAGCAGUGUUGAUUUGCUAUCUGGAUACUGGCAGGUGGAAAUGGACCCCGCCUCUCGUGAGAAGACCGCUUUCGUCACUCAUGCUGGCUUGUAUGAGUUUACCACAAUGCCUUUCGGUCUCUGUAACGCCCCAGGUACGUUCCAGCGCUUGAUGGAAUGCGUCCUUAGAGGCCUGACUUGGCAAAUUGCGUUGAUCUACCUUGAUGACGUCCUGAUAUACUCCCGAACCUUCGAGGAACAUUUGCAGCAUCUUCGCCUGGUCUUUGAUCGCUUUCGUGAAGCCGGUUUAAAACUUAAGCCAAGUAAGUGCCAUUUUGGACAGACUAAGGUCAAUUAUCUGGGUCACGUGAUCACGCCCGAGGGAUUACAGCCUGACCCUGCCAAGGUCAAAGUAGUUCAGGAAUACCCUGUUCCUAAAACUGUCAAAGAUGUCCGAGCUUUCAUGGGUCUCACCAACUACUAUCGUAAGUUCAUUAAAGGAUGUGCCCAGAUUGCCAGUCCCCUGCACGAGCUGACCAAGAAGGGAAUGAAAUUCGUCUGGACCGAUGCUUGUCAAGACGCUUUUGACACUCUCAAGAAAGCACUGACGGAAGCACCUAUCCUUGCCUACCCAGACUUCAAUCUCCCCUUUAUAUUGGCCACCGACGCAAGCAAUGACGCUAUCGGUAUGGUUCUAGGACAGAAACAGAAUGGACGCGAGGUUGUUAUCUCUUAUGCUGGAAGAAAACUGAAUCCUGCAGAACGCAACUACAGUGUAACAGAACGUGAAGCACUGGCAGUGGUUGACGGUGUACGACACUUCCAGACCUACCUGUAUGGCCGCCAAUUCACGGUAUUUACAGACCAUAAUGCAGUUCGUUGGUUGAUGAAUAUCAAGGAGCCAACUGGUCGAUUAGCUCGAUGGGCAUUACUUCUCCAGCAACACGACUUCACCAUUGAGCACCGCGCCGGUAAUUGUAAUGGAAAUGCUGAUGCCCUCUCCCGACGUACGUAUGAUCCUGUGGUUGCGGCCUACGACAAACCAGGUGUGCAGGUAGAGAGAAUUUGGGAACUACAACGUAAGGAUCCAUCCCUAGCUGACAUCAUCACCUACCUUGAGACAGAAGAGCUGCCUUCCAAUGGCGCUACAGCCAAAGCAAUUAUGCAUUCCAUUGACGACUACUAUUUGGACCCUAGUGGACUGUUGUGUCACCUUUGGAUUCCCAAAAGCCGCCGUAUCCAAACACCAAGGUCCCAGUUGGUGGUACCAACCCCAUUACGACACGAGAUUUUAGUUGGAGGCCACGACGAUCCCUUAGCAGGACAUUUGGGAGUGAACAAAACUUAUGACAAACUACGUGACAAGUAUUAUUGGCCCAAGAUGUUUGCCGAUGUACAGCAUUGGUGUCUGUCGUGUACGCACUGCCAAAUGAAGAAAAGCCCAAAGCAGCGCAAAACCGCACCCAUCCUACCUAUUCCUGUAGAGGGACCAUUUGACCGCGUAGCUGUCGAUUGUUUGGGCCCAUUUCCUGUCACGACUUCCAAUAACAGGUACAUUGUGGUUUUCUCCGACUACUUAACACGCUACCCAGAAGCCUUUGCCGUGCCUUCCAUCGAUGCACCCACGAUUGCUGAUCUUCUGGUCAACCAGAUUAUGCCACGCCAUGGUGCACCCCGUACGCUGCUAUCUGAUAGAGGCUCCAAUUUCCUCUCUAGCCUGGUGCGUGAAGUUUGUUUUCUGAUGGGCACUAAGAAGGAGUUUACGUCCAGCUAUCAUCCUCAAUGUGACGGAUUAGUGGAACGUUUCAAUGGUACUCUAGCGCAGAGUCUGUCCCACUAUGUCAGCAGUGACCAGAAGGACUGGGACCGGUACUUGAACCCCGUCCUCUUUGGUUAUCGUGUCUCCCCAUCAGAAGUUACCGGAGAGUCUCCGUUCUAUAUGUUAUAUGGUAGAGAACCACGCCUACCAAUGGAUGUUUCCUUCUUGCCUCCGCGAGAAAUUUCUGCCUCGAUUGCUGAACACCGCGCCCGUGUUGUGGAGAAUAUAGAAAUUGCCCACCGCAUAGCCAAGGAGAAUAUUCAGCGAGCUCAACAGCGAAUGAAGGAUUACCAUGACCUCCAUGCUGUUCCUGCGAAGUACCAAGUAGGUGAACAGGUUUGGGUUUAUACCCCUCGCAACCGUAAAGGCCUCUCUAAGAAAUUGGCACAUAAUUAUCAUGGACCGUACAGGAUAGUCAAAUUUCUGUCUCCUGUUCAUUGCAUCCUCCAUGCCUCAGAUAAUCGCCGUAUUUCCACCACAGUCCAUGUAACUCGCCUCAAGCCUUACGUGUCUCCAGACACACGGCCGGUACGCCACCCCCCAGAGCUGGUUGACGAGCCAUAUUUGACUGAAGAAGAUUUUCCAGCAGACAGUUUUUUGGUAGAACACCAGGAGGUUAUCCCUGAGUCCCAGGACCCUGACCGCGCACACAUACCAGGAGCUACCAACGGCGUACCGCAGCUAGAAAAUCUCCCAACAGCGCCCACAGGUUCCGUCGCGCAUACACCCCAGGCCCCUGCCAAUGCAACCACUGGAAUGACGACUGUAGUAACAAAGUCUGUACGCCGUCCAAGUAAUGACACGGAUAAAACCCCAGAUUCUGACGGUGAUAUUUAUCAGGUUGAGAAGCUGCUUAAGCAACGAAUAAAAGACGGUGAACAUCAGUUUCUUAUUAAAUGGUUGGGAUUUCCUCAUGGUCAAAACAGUUGGGAACCUGCCUCCAAUAUUCUGAACAAGCACCUUAUCAAGCAAUUUUAUGACCAGCAUCCUCGUGCCACACGCUAUGACGAUCCGGAUUUUCAGCCUCGAGUGACAGCCUUAUUGGCAGAAGACACGAGUUCAAACUGCCCUGUAAUCGCAGUUCUUACUUCUGGAGAUUCUUAUGAGAAGUUUGCGCCAUUCUACAGCUGUGUCACAAGUAGAGAAAAGUUAAACCCGCUGGAAAAACGGCAAAAUGACCUCAUUGAGAGCUCAGUUGUCAUCGGCGAUACCUUAAGUCAACAAACUGGUGACAAUGGUCGCUCACUGUCAAUCGAAUCGCCAAGCUCAUUUGCUUUGAGGUCUUGUUUAAUGCUGUCCAUUCGUCCGGGCAUACCUUCUAUGCAGGAACUAGAAGAACUUUCAGUCCAACUUGGUACAAAGUGGCGUCAUCUUGCCCGUAUACUUAGAGUAGGAGAAGCGUCAAUCAGUAAGCUUGACAACGUGCGUGACGAAUUGUCAGAAAAGGCUUAUCGCAUCUUGACGCACUGGACACAAAAGGAGGGAUCGUCGGCAACUUACCAAGUAUUAUUUAACGCACUAGCUGACGAGCGUGUAAAUCUUAAAGAUGUAGCUGAGCAAUUUUGCCUAUCAAAUGAGCCUGAGGCUUCAUCAGACUCAACAGUACCGCCAGAGAUCCUGGUCCAGGGACGUGAAGCCGUGCUCGCUUUUCAAAAUGCCAUGCGGAAUGGAAGAGUUAAGGUUCACCGUGGUCGUAUUAUGUUCAUAGGUCAAGAUCGUGCAGGAAAAACAAGUCUGAAGAAAGCGCUUCUUGAACUGGCGGCGCACAGAGCAGACUAA
Orbicella faveolata is the source of this 7655-nucleotide messenger RNA. RefSeq lists its product as uncharacterized. The record is from RefSeq and is a predicted model, not a curated record. Gene Ontology annotation, biological process: signal transduction. Lineage: Eukaryota; Metazoa; Cnidaria; Anthozoa; Scleractinia; Merulinidae. Gene Ontology annotation, molecular function: protein binding.